Molecule: messenger RNA, 1140 nt
Organism: Miscanthus lutarioriparius
Lineage: Eukaryota; Viridiplantae; Streptophyta; Magnoliopsida; Poales; Poaceae
Source: the annotation of a GenBank genome assembly
AUGGGGACCUCUUCUGGCGCGAAUUUCCAUCAGCAACCUCCUCCGACCCAGGGGAUGUUGCCUCCGAGGCAUGGUCCGCGCCCCUCAGGGUUGCAGACCUCGCUCUCGCUGGCCUCUUCGGAACAGGUUGGCUCGCCUGACAUGCAGGAGCCUGGUUCAAACUCGGACCCAGGCCAUGACUCUGCCACUGAGAGCGCCAGUUCCAAGGACACAUGGCCUGCUGAGCCGAACCAGUGCAAUGGUGGGGUAGCUGCUAGUGGUGUCGUGAGUAAGGCGGCAGAGAAGGAGAAGGAGGUGGCAAAUGGUGUAUCCAAGCUGCAGGUUAUCCGCGGACCCUCCUCCCGUGUGGGUGGGAUGCUUCUGCGGGAGGUUGCACGGGAGAGGGUUGAUCUGGUCGCUGAGAAGAUGAAGGUGAUGCCAGAGGAGCACCUGGAGGAGGUCAAGAAUGAGCUCAGAUCAAUUCUGGAGGGCACUGGAGGUUCUCACCACAUCGAGGAGUUCUUGUACUUGCAGAAGCUUGUCCAGGACAGGGAUGAUUUGACACCAUCCAUGCUUUCAGUGGCACACCAUGUGCAGCUUGAGAUCCUUGUUGCAAUCAAGACUGGGAUACAGGCCUUUCUGCACCCCAGCGUUACCAUUCCACACAAUCGCUUGGUGGAGGUCUUCUUGUACAAGAGGUGCCGGAACAUUGCUUGCCAGAGUGCUCUCCCUGCUGAGGAGUGCAGAUGCAAUGUGUGUGCUAACUGGAAUGGCUUUUGCAACCUGUGCAUGUGUGUCAUCUGCAACAAGUUUGAUUUUGAGGUCAAUACAUGCCGUUGGAUUGGUUGUGAUUUCUGCUCUCACUGGACACAUACAGAUUGUGCAAUUCACAAUGGCCAGAUAGGAAUGGGACAAUCAGUGAAAAGCAGCAUUGGUCAUGCUGAAAUGCUUUUUAGGUGCCGAGCUUGCCAGAGGACCUCAGAGCUGCUGGGUUGGGUUAAGGAUGUCUUCCAACAAUGUGCUCCUGGUUGGGAUAGGGAUGCUUUGUUACGUGAGCUUGAGUUUGUUUGUAAGAUAUUCCGUUUAAGUGAGGAUGCAAAAGGGAGAGUGUUGUUCAGGAAAUGUCUAGAUCUGAUUGAAAGGCUGAGGCGCUCCAGCUGA